This is a messenger RNA of Xylona heveae TC161, 1673 nucleotides long. RefSeq names its product cytochrome P450. The record is from RefSeq and is a predicted model, not a curated record. Gene Ontology annotation, molecular function: monooxygenase activity; oxidoreductase activity, acting on paired donors, with incorporation or reduction of molecular oxygen; heme binding. The transcript is spliced from 6 exons. Lineage: Eukaryota; Fungi; Ascomycota; Xylonomycetes; Xylonales; Xylonaceae. Bases 174 to 1673 code for a protein of 499 amino acids.
GUGGAUGUUGGAAAAUCUUGGAGUUACGGGUGCCGUACUAGGUUUUUUGCUCUCUCUUUCUUGCCCUUGGUUUUGCGCUGGUGUUUUCGUGAAGAAUCUCCGUUGGAAGCCUCUACAAAUCUGCGUCUUUCUGGACAAUUGCAUUUUUACCCUACGCGGAAAACCUGUUCAACAUGGGCGUUCUGACUCUCGGGGUUGUUGUGCCUAUUACUUUGGUAUCCUUAAUCCUUUCAAACGCCGUCUUUAAUCUCUAUUUUCACCCUCUAAAGAAUUUUCCGGGGCCUUGGUUUGCCGGGGCGUCAAGGCUGUGGUACAGUCUCAAGGUUUUCCAAGGGCGCCAUAAAUACGCAAUCAAAACCCUUCACGACGAUUACGGUCUCGUCGUACGCAUUGCACCAAAUGAGCUCUCAUAUAUAGAUCCAGGUGCUUGGAAUGACAUCUACGGCAAGAACGCGCACCACAACGGAUCACACACACUGGAGAAAGAGACCGGCACUUUUGGUGCUGGCUUUGGAAACUCUGAAACGCUUGUUGAUGCCGACAGCACGACAUACAAAGCCCAAAAGAAAAACGCUCUGCGAGGAUUUUCCCACCAAGAACUGAUUAAAAAGGGGGGCAUAAUGACAUUCUAUGCCGACGAUUUCAUCCAAAAUCUCAAAAAUUCUUUUGAAAAGGGAAACCUCGGGGCUGUUAAUAUUGAUGCAUGGAUCGGAAAUACAAUACUUGACAUACAUGGCAAGCUCGUCAUUGGCCAGGACUUUGGAGCGAUCCAUAGGGGGCCUCUGCUUCACUUUAUCGUCAAGUCUAUGCACAAGGCCGUGACUGUUAUACAAUACGUUGCGCUGCUUCAAUAUCUACCUCGAGUGUUUACUUCUUUACUUUCUUUGCCGAUAUUUCCCCGUCGUGAUAUAUUCGCAGUAUUCAGCAACUUACCUCCACUCGGUCCAGCAAUCAAUGAGCGUAUAGCAACUGAGAAGGGUUUGGACAAAAGCUCAGAUAUGGUCCAUCACAUGAUGGCAGAAGGAACAAUCGACCACGACACCAUUAGAAAAAACUCAUUCAUUUUAAUCCUCAGUGGCGUUGAGACACUCCCUGGCUACAUUUGCUCUAUUCUCUACUACUUGCUCGAAAAUCCGCAAUACUUUGCCAAAGCUAGCAAUGAGAUCCGGAUAAGCUUUCAGAGUCAAGAUGAGAUUACACCCGCUUCAACACAGGAUUUACCAUAUUUAAAAUCCUGCUUGAAUGAAGCUCUUCGUUUAUCGCCGCCCUUUGUGGGUGCGCUACCCCGUCGAGUCCCUCCAGCCGGCGUAACAAUUUGUGGUCAAUUUGUACCCGGGGGUACGAUAGUAGGUAUACAUAAUUGGUCUCUGACGCACAGUACACGUUAUUGGAAGAAUCCAGAACAAUUCAGACCCGAGCGUUGGCUCGGUGACUCGGCAUACGCAGAUGACAAGCGGGAGUAUUUUCGGCCUUUUGGCUUUGGGCCCAGGACGUGUGUUGCGAGGCAUCUUGUUAUUAUAGAGGCUGGAUUGAUUCUUGCAAAGAUCCUCUUUGAAUUUGACAUGGAAUUGGACGCCUCUUGCGGACCUCGCUGGCCAAUUAAUAGAGGGCACCUUGUUCCAACUAGGCAACCGCUCGUUGUUACAGUUAAAUCACGUACUGGGAAUAAGUAA